Messenger RNA from Rattus norvegicus (Norway rat), 1195 nucleotides. It is a transcript of the gene Snapc5, whose product is annotated as small nuclear RNA activating complex, polypeptide 5. The record is from RefSeq and is marked validated. Gene Ontology annotation, biological process: transcription initiation at RNA polymerase III promoter; transcription by RNA polymerase II. The transcript is spliced from 3 exons. Gene Ontology annotation, cellular component: nucleus. Bases 23 to 322 code for a protein of 99 amino acids. NCBI's taxonomy places the organism in Eukaryota, Metazoa, Chordata, Mammalia, Rodentia, Muridae.
CGCUUUACGGGAGUGGAGGAGCAUGUUGAGUCGGUUGCAGGAGCUCCGCAAGGAGGAAGAGACCCUGCUGCGUCUAAAGGCAGCCCUGCAUGACCAACUGAACCGUCUCAAGGUCGAAGAAUUGGCCCUUCAAUCAAUGAUAAAUUCUCGAGGACGGACUGAGACACUGCCUUCUCAGCCUGCACCUGAACAGUUAUGUGAUAUGUCGCUGCAGGUGGACAAUGAAGCAUCAAUCAAUCAAACUGCACUGAAGCUGAGCACAAGGAGCCCAAUGGAGGAGGAGGAGGAGGAAGAAGAAGAGGAGGAAGAAUCUGAUUCGUGAAGGGGACAAGGGCUAGGGUUAGUUAUACAAACUAAACUAAGUCUUCGGUACUUCAUCUCUUCAAAGUCGUCUUGCAGGGCCUAUGUGAGAGAUAUACUUAUAAAUGGAAGAGGCUCAGUCCAUAAAGUAUCUACAUGCAAAUACGAAGACCUGAGUUUGGAGCCCCAGAAUCUGUGUAAAAACCUAGGCAGAGUGUCGAGUGCCUGUAACCCCAGCACUGGAGAUAGGAAGACCAACAGAUCUCUGAAGCACACUGGCCAGCCUCAUCUAGCCAAAACCAGUGAGUUCCGGUUUACUCAGAGACCCCGUCUGGAGAGCAGUGGUGGUGCUCAUAGAGGCACACAUCUCAAUCCCAGCACAUAUGUAUGGAAAGGGUUAAAUAACUGCAAAAAAAAUGGUUCUUUUCUACCGAGAUCUAUAAAUCAGUUCAAUCUCACUACUAGAGGAAUGGGGGAAAGUAGAUAACAUCUGAUCAUUAGGUAGAAGAUCAUAGUAAGACACAGUGUGAGCUAACUUUGGCAUUUACACACCUGUAAUCCCAGGCUUUAGGAUGCUCUAGCAAGAGUGACCGCCAUCCACUGUGAAGCCAACUUGAACUAUAACCAAACCAAAACAGUGCCAGGUCUUACCAGGGGUCAGUCACAGGGAUGUGACAGGGGAGGCAAAGGUAGGAUAUCAGGUCAGUGUGAUAGUCCACAAAGCAAGUUCAACAGCCAUACUCCGUACAGAAAACUGCCAGCAACCUCUGGCCAUCAGCACGCCUCCUCAACACACCAAGUACGUCAUAUACACCCCCAUGCUGACAACUCCCUACACAAUAUCUACACUGGUUUUGUGUAAGAUGUUCUUCCAAAGAAGAAACCGAGGAAUAUC